GCGUGGAGAAACAUGGCGGCGAGGGUGACAGCAGAGCCCGAAUAAAACACUGGGGAUAUCCCACAGAUUUACCGUCCGACGCUCGCGUCAGCGCUCCGCGUUGAGCGCUAGGCGUGUGUGCGUGCGUGUGGCGCUUUUCUGACGCGCGUCUGUCCGUGUUUAAGCCGCAGGAGCCGCGGAGAGGAUGGAAGACGAGGAGCGACAGAAGAAGCUACAGGCCGGCAAAGCCAAGCUUGCAGAGUACCGGCAGAGGAAAGCUCAAUCCGAUGGCCAGAAGAAGCAGAAGAAGAAGAAAAAGAAGCCAGAAUCGGAUUCAGAGGAGCAGGGGAGAAAUGAGGGAGAGGAGACCACCGUGUUUUCCCUCUCAAAGACCCUCCGGAGUGGAGAAACCGUCACACACGACCAGACCUACACCAUAGAGCCCGAGAGUGAAGUCUCAACGACAGCUGAAGACUGUUCAUCUGAGGUAAAUGGUUUCCACGAGAGGACAGAGAGUGAUCUGGCGUCCUCUGUGAUCGGGGAGGAAGAUCUGCAGCGGACUGAAGCACACAUGGAGCCUGACCUACAGAGCGGCGGCCCUCAGAGCCGCAUUCAGAUCAUGGAGGAUGAGUUAGCCGCUAAGAGCAUGGCCAUGGAGGAGCUGAGCCGCGAGCUCGAGGAGAUCAGGGGCGUGUUUGGAGCUGAAGGAGUGCAGCAGCUGCAGGACUUCGAGGAGGCGCUGAAACAGAGGGAUGAAAUCAUCACGCAGCUCACCGCCAAUCUGCAGCAGGCGCGGACCGAGAAGGAGGAGGUGAUGAGGGAGUUCCUGGAGCUGACGGAGCAAAGCCAGAAACUCCAGAUUCAGUUCCAGCAGCUGCAGGCCGGUGAGAUACUGCGGAGCUCCAACAUCAGCUCCACCGCCGCAGAUCUGCUCCAGGCCCGUCAGCAGAUCACGCUGUACCAGCAACAGCUGGACGAGAGGGACGCACAGGUCAGAGGUCACCAGGAGAAGACGCAGGAGCAGCUUUUAUUGAUCGCGCAGCUUCAGGAGAGGGUCCGCACACAAGCUGAAGAGUCGUUUGCACAGAGUUUACGAGAGAAGGACCUACUGAAUACUGAACAUCAGUGUCUAAUAACGCAGCUUAAAGAACAGCUUCUGUCUUCCAAACAGCAAGUAGAGGAAUUCAACAAACGUCUUGCUGCGAAAACUCAAGAGCUAGACAACUGCGAAAAAGAGCUCUCCACGUCCAGACAGAAAGAGCGCAUGUCGUCCGGAGAAAUCCUGCAGCUCAUGAAAACUGUCGAGGACCUCCAGCAGCGCUGCCACCAGGGAGGCCAGUCGGAGAGCGAGACGCUCCGGAGAAUCGAGGACGACUGGAGCCGACGGAUGGAGCAGCUGCGAGCCGAACUGGACGAAAUGUACGGUCAGCAGAUCGUGCAGAUGAAGCAGGAGCUUCGCACGCAACACGCGACGGAGGUGGAGCGAAUCCGAGCGCAGCAUUGCUCGGAAACUGAGAAGAUCGUCCAGCAGUACCAGUCAGAGCUGGAAAGGUUUAAAGCUCAGCUGUUCCAGAGCGCCGGAGGUGUUAACGUGCUAAACGUUAAGCUCAUCGAGCUCCAGCAGAAGCUGCAGGAGACGCAAGUGUUGCGCGAAAAGGCGGAGCAGGAGCUAACGCAGGCGAGCGCAGAAAAACUCGGUUUGGCACAGGAGGUGGAGCGUUUGCGCGACGAGCUGCAAAAAGCGGAAAUACAGAGCCCAGAGAAAAUGCAGCACGCUAUUAGCGACCUGCAGGCGCAGCUAGAUUUAGCGCACAAAGCCAAUGGCGAACUAGAAGCCAAGCACGAAUCGGAAAUCACCAACUAUAAGAUCAAACUCGACAUGCUGCAGCGGGAGAAAGACGCGGUGCUGGACCGCAUGGCCGAAUCGCAGGAGUCGGAGCUGGAACGCCUGCGAACGCAGCUCUUGUUUAGCCACGAGGAGGAGCUCUCCCGACUUCGCGAUGACCUCCAACGGGAAAGCCAUCUCAACGUGGAGAACCUGCGAGACGAGUUGGGCGUGAGGCACCACGAGGCUUUGGACGGUUUCGAGGACAAGCUGCGGUCGGUGGAGCGAGAGAAAGCGGCGCUGGCGGCGGAGAGACUCGCGCUGCUCGAGGAGAUCGUAGCAUUGAAAAACGACCUGAAUCGGGCAACGGAAAGCGUGAGAGCCGAGGAGCUGGUCGCGCAGCUGAAGGAGCUGCAGGUGGAAGUCGGAAGCGAAGAAAAAGACCUGCACGCAACCACGAGGGACGAGCUGACAGCGCUGAAGAACGAGCGUGAAAACCUUCUGCAGAAAAUCGCCCGCCUUUCCUCGGACAACGAACAGAUGUGUGCGCGAUUGAAAGAGCUUCGGGAGGAGACUGAAAAGCAGAAAAACACGUUCUCCUUCGCUGAGAAGAACUUCGAGGUGAACUACCAGGAGCUGAAGGACGAGUACACGUGCCUGGUGAAUGCUAAACUACAGCUAGAGCAGCGCUUGGUCAGAGAAGCCAUGGAAUAUGAGACCAAACUCAGAGAUCUGCAAACGAGACACGAGGAGGUGGAUGGGAAGACGCUGAUUGAACAAGACACCUCUGAGCUGAUGGAGAAGCUGGAGACGGCUGAGAGCGAGAAGAAGAGCUUAGCAGAGCGUCUCUCGAUGAUGCAAACAGAUAUGAAACGUCUUGAAGACGAGCUCAAGAACACACUGAUUGAAAAAGACACCACUGAGCUGAUGGAGAAGCUGGAGACGGCUGAGAGCGAGAAGAAGAGCUUAGCGGAGCGUCUCUCGAUGAUGCAAACGGAGCUGGAGAUGCUGAAGAGAGACAGAGACGAAGAGCUCUUCGACUGCAGCGUUGCUGGUGGGCUGUGCUCAGUGGAGACACAUCACGGUCACAUCAGAUCUUUGCGGGAGGAACUGGAUGCCUUGCAAGACGAGGAGCGCCUCGAAGCAGCGCAGCCGCAGGAGGGGAGGGAGAGAGAGACGCCUGCGAGUACUCCAGCGCGCCGGCUCGCUUUACACACACACACAGCAACAGCAGCAGCAGCGCAUGAGGAUCAGCUCUCAGUGCCCGACCGACUCCCGCAGCAGGUGGAGACGGGAGAUGCUCCGGCCGAUGGAGACGCUGUCGGAGCCUCGCUCAUGAUGCAGCCGCGGGAAAUGGACGGCGCUGAGCAUGAUGAGUGUCGUCUGCAGCUGGAGGCUCAGCGCAUCAGUCUGUCUCAGAUCCACGCCGCUCAUCUCGAGCUGCUCAGAGAGAGUCUGUUUGCGCAGACACAGGCGCAGCUGCAGGAGCUGCGGGACGCACACGAGCAGCAGCUGCGGCGCUUGAGGAGAGAGCAGCAGGGAGUCAACGGUCAUCCCGCAGAGCUGAAGGCAGAGUUUGAGGAGUGUUCGGCUCGUCUGGAGGAGAGACAGCGGCAGGAGAUCGAGCGGCUGAAGAGCUACUAUCAGCAGCAGAUGAAGGAGACGCAGGAGCGCUUCACAGCCGAGAUCCUCCUGCUGCAGAGCAGACUCCAGGAGCUCACAGGAGCCCACCAGCUCUUCAGCAUGCCGAGCGUCUGUCCGCUGCGGAUGAGAGACGAGCGCCGUGAUUGUCUUCAGGUCAUGAGGAUGAGGAGGACCGACUGA
This is a messenger RNA of Sinocyclocheilus grahami, 3628 nucleotides long. RefSeq names its product A-kinase anchor protein 9-like. The transcript is spliced from 13 exons. The record is from RefSeq and is a predicted model, not a curated record. Bases 185 to 3628 code for a protein of 1147 amino acids. Gene Ontology annotation, molecular function: molecular adaptor activity. NCBI's taxonomy places the organism in Eukaryota, Metazoa, Chordata, Actinopteri, Cypriniformes, Cyprinidae. Gene Ontology annotation, biological process: signal transduction.